Molecule: messenger RNA, 1437 nt
Organism: Euleptes europaea (tarantolino)
Lineage: Eukaryota; Metazoa; Chordata; Lepidosauria; Squamata; Sphaerodactylidae
Gene: RASSF10
Product: Ras association domain family member 10
Exons: 1
Coding region: 1-1437 (478 amino acids)
Biological process (GO): signal transduction
Source: RefSeq, a predicted model, not a curated record
AUGGAGCCGGAGGACGGGAGGAUCUCGGUGUGGAUCUGCCAGGAGGAGAAGCUGGUCUCGGGGCUCUCGCGGCGCACCACCUGCUCGGAUGUGGUGCGGGCGCUGCUGGAGGACAGCAAGGGGCGGCGGCGGCGGCCGGGGCCCGGCGGGGAGGAGGCGCCGCCGCCGCCGGCCUCGCUGCACGAGUGCGGCGGGGGGCUGCUGUCGGGCCCGGCGCGGUCCUACUGCCUGGUGGAGAAGUGGCGGGGCUUCGAGCGGACCCUGCCCCCCAGGACCAAGCUGCUGCGCCUCUGGGCCGCCUGGGGGGCCGAGCGCGGGAACGUGCGCUUCGUGCUGGUGCGCAGCGAGGCGUCCCUGCCCAACGCCGGCCCGCGCAGCGCCGAGGCGCGGGUGGUGGCCAGCAGGGAGAGCCCCGCCGCCCGACGGGGGCCCGCGGCCGGCGGCCCGGCGCUGAGCCGGGAGCGGCAGCGCCGCGUGGUGCGCAAGGCCUUCCGCAAGCUGGCCAGGCUCAACAAGCGCCGCGGGGCCCCGCCGCCGCCGCCCCCGCCGCAGCCCCCGCCGCCGCCGCCGCCCCCCGAGGAGGCCAAGGAGAGGAUGGAGACGCUGGUGCACCUCGUCCUCUCGCAGGACCACACCCUCCGGCAGCAGCUGCAGCGCCUGGGCGAGCUGGACCGCGAGAUCGAGCGCCGCGAGGCCCAGGUCCACCUGGAGCGCGUGCGGCGCCACGGCGCCAACUACGUGCAGGACACCUACUUGGUCGGCGGCGAGGCGGAGGCGGAGGAGGACGAGGAGGGCGGCGAGGACGCGCAGGAGGAGGCGGCGGCGGAGUACGGGCGGCAGUGCGAGCAGCUGGCGGCGCUGCAGGAGCAGUGCGGCCGCCAGGAGGCGCUGCUGGAGCGGCUGGCCGGCGAGCUGCAGCGGGAGCUGAACGAGCGCUGGAUGGAGCGGCGGCGCCGCGAGCUGGAGGCCGCCCGGGGCUCCGGCGCGGCCGAGGCGGACUGCGCCACCACCGAGCUGUCGGGCCCCGGCGGCGAGGCGCACGCGGAGCUGGAGCGCGUCCGCACGCAGCUCAGCGCCAGCCUCUACAUCGGCCUGCGCCUCGCCACCGACCUGGACGCCGCCCAGGGCCAGCUGCACCGCGCCCGCCGCGCCCGCGACGCCCGCCAGCGCGAGCUGCGCAGCCUCCUCGACGCCCUGCCGGACCCCGAGGCCCAGCCGGAGGGGGACGCCGCCCCGGCCCUGGACCCCCCGCCGCCGACGCCCGGGGAGGGCGGCCUCCCGGAGCCGGCCCCCGUGGCCCCGCAGGGCUGGGGGGAGCCGGCCGCCCGCGGCUUGGGCAAAGGCUGCGCGGAGAACGACGAGGACUCCGACACGGGCUUGAGCUCCAUGCACAGCCAGGACUCGGACUCGGUGCCCGUGUGCGAGUCCCUCGUCUAG